This is a messenger RNA of Physcomitrium patens, 664 nucleotides long. Its product is annotated as mitochondrial import inner membrane translocase subunit TIM13. Gene Ontology annotation, biological process: protein insertion into mitochondrial inner membrane. Gene Ontology annotation, cellular component: mitochondrial inner membrane. The record is from RefSeq and is a predicted model, not a curated record. Lineage: Eukaryota; Viridiplantae; Streptophyta; Bryopsida; Funariales; Funariaceae.
ACCCUAAACCCUGGUUGCCGAAGGCGGCGUUUGUGCAUGCAGAGCUCGCGUUUGAAACCAUCGCCACGAUAACGGUGUUGGUUCUUCCGUGCUCCCGGAAUAAGCAGCACUGUUUGCGUCGCUGCUUCGAGUCUUUCCUGCUGAUUUGUAAGUAUUAGUUGCGUAUUCAAUCCUCAGCCGAAUUCCGUGAGAAUUCGGGAUUUUCUGUUUAGUUGGUGAGAAGAAGAUAUGGAUCCCUUUUCAUCGCCACCGCCAUCAGGAUCAGGAUUAGGAGUAUCAAAUGAGGUGAUGAUGGGCCAAGUGAAGCAGCAACUCGCGCAGGCGUAUGCGGAGGAGUUUUUUGGGACAGUUAGGGACAAGUGUUUCAGCAAGUGUGUGACUAAACCAAGCUCCAGUUUGAGCGGUGGAGAAAGCAGCUGCAUAUCAAGAUGCGUGGAACGUUACAUUGAAGCCACUGGAAUUAUUAGUCGAGCUGUAAUAUCUUCUCUUCCACGAUAGCUUUCCUGACAAGUUUUCUGUCUUCUAGACAAACCCGUUGUCUUGUGACUUCGUUCAUAUAGAUUUUAAUUAUUUGGGAUCGGAAAUACCAGGAAAGAAGGAUUUGUCUCUAUUCAGCCACACCUGCAUGAGAUGUGGUUUUGAUAAUACAGCUGAAUGAGCCUCA